This is a messenger RNA of Alternaria postmessia, 1593 nucleotides long. RefSeq lists its product as uncharacterized. NCBI's taxonomy places the organism in Eukaryota, Fungi, Ascomycota, Dothideomycetes, Pleosporales, Pleosporaceae. The record is from RefSeq and is a predicted model, not a curated record. The transcript is spliced from 4 exons. The coding region runs from base 1 to 1593 and encodes 530 amino acids. Gene Ontology annotation, molecular function: catalytic activity; iron-sulfur cluster binding.
AUGUUCGCUCCCAAGACCAUAGCCAGGAGCCAGCCUCUCCGACCAGGCUUUACCCACGCAACGCGAUCACUACAGCAUUGCAAAGCCCAGUCGACCUUCGCAGGCCAGAAGCCCUACUGGAACCAUAUACAGCCUUGGAAAGAUGUCUCCAAUGAUGAGUUCAUAUCCUACCGGUGGCAGCUUCGCAAUACCGUAUCCGACAAGCACAAGCUUUACCAGUUUCUCAAUGCUGCCUUGCCUGACAAACUAGUCCGCUCGCAGCAUUCUCAAUUUCAAAAGAUUCGUACCAAGGAUCACUUCAUCGAGGACGCUAUCGCAGCCAUCAAGUUGGCGCCCAUGGCUAUCCGUCUAACACCACAUGUACUCUCAUUAGUUGAUUGGAAAAAUGCUGUGGACGAUCCCAUCCGGAGACAGUUUCUUCCUCUCCGAAGUGGCAUAAUCCCCGACCACAAGAACAUGGAACUGGACUCUUUACACGAAGAAGCAGACAGUCCUGUACCUGGCCUAGUACAUCGAUACCCCGGAAGAGCCUUGUUUUUGGCCACAUCGAUUUGUCCUGUAUACUGUCGCUUCUGCACACGUUCGUAUGCAGUCGGCGGAAACACAGACACUGUGUCGAAGAAACCCCAGAAGCCGAGCCGGAAGCGAUGGGAAGUAGUUUUCGAGCAUAUCGCCAACGAUAACUCUCUCGAAGACAUUGUUGUUUCCGGAGGUGACGCCUAUUUCUUACAACCUGAGCAUAUUGAAGAGAUUGGCGAGAGGCUUCUCAACAUUCCACAUAUCAAACGAGUCCGAUUCGCUUCAAAGGGGCUUGCUGUGGCCCCUGGUCGGAUACUCGACAACUCUGAUCCGUGGGUUGAUAGCUUGAUCAAAGUGUCCAACAAAGGGCGAAACAUGGGGAAGCAAGUAUGUCUCCAUACCCACAUCAACCACGCGAAUGAGAUCACAUGGAUAACGGAGUUGGCCGCGAACAAGCUCUUCAAGCAUGGCGUCAUUGUUCGCAAUCAGGCUGUCUUGUUGAAAGGUGUCAACGAUGAUUUUGAGGCGCUCUCGGAUCUUAUUAAGAAGCUCUCAAACAUCAACAUACAGCCAUACUAUAUCUAUCAAUGCGAUAUGGUACAGGGCAUCGAAGACCUCCGGACGCCUCUCAGCAAGAUCAUCACCCUGGACAAAGAACUCCGAGGGACCUUAUCCGGGUUCAUGAUGCCAUCAUUUGUCAUUGACCUCCCUGGAGGCGGUGGAAAACGUCUUGUUUCCACCUAUGAGACGUACGAGGACGGUGUUGCCGAGUACAAAGCGCCUGGUCUUCCAGGUACCAAAGGCACGAGGACAUACACUUACUUUGAUCCGAAGCCUGUAGAGUCAUCAGUGCUAGAGGAAUUCCGACAAGACCAGUUCCAGGCCCUCGAGAGAGGCGAAACGCUCGAACAGUUCUUUGCUAAGUCACCUGAUCCACCGAUUCCCACUGGACCGAUGUUGCCUACACCGAAAGAACCUCUCCAGCCAUACCCAGGAAUGAUGGUGGCACGACCCAAGCACUGGGUACCUGGAGCGGAGGUGCAUUCAGCAUACGCGCGACCCCAUGACAUCUAG